UAAACAGACUGUUCUGCAAAGGCUGAGCAACACACUGGCUUGCGUCUUCCUUACGCAUGGAGAGAAGAGGAGAGGGAGUCCUGGGCUAGCUGACUAGGAAAAGGGAAAGCCACGAAGACAGACAGCUAUGGCUUUGGGAUCAGUGGCCCGGAGGCUGGCAGUAUUGGCCCUGCUAGCCUUGGCAGUGCCGCUGUGUUAUGGGUGCCCAGAUACUUGCAGAUGCUCCGCCACUUCGGUGCAGUGUUUCGACCCAGACACCAUCAGCAGCGUCCCGGCUCUCUUUCUGAACAGCAGCGAUAAUAUUACAGAUAUUUACAUUGAAAGCCAGACCGACCUGGUGAAUUUAACAGCAUCGGAAAUGAAGAACUACGGAGAACUGAGAAACUUGACCAUUACUCUGUGUGGGCUGUCGUACAUCGCGGGGAACGCCUUUGAACACAACCCCAAGCUUCAAUACAUCAACCUGGCCUCCAAUUCCCUGGAACAAAUCUCCUGGAGAGUAUUUCACCAGCUGCCUCUCACUGGCCUUGUUCUGAGGGAGAAUCCCCUCCAAUGCUCCUGCGACAUUCAUUGGCUGCAGCACUGGCUGCUGAGUGGGCGGGCUGACCUACAAACCCAAUCGCUGAGCUGCAACGCCCAAGACCAGCAAAUCCCAUUGGAUGACAUGAUGCUGGAGAAUUGCAGCGUCCCCGAGGUCUAUAUCGAUCACUCGGACCUCACGGUGAAAGUGGGGGCCAACAUGACCUUCUCCUGUCGUGUGAUUGGGACCCCGACACCCACCGCUUACUGGAACACUCAGGAGCUGCACUCCGACUUCACCAUUGAGACAGGAGGCAGUGAUCUGGAGCUGGAGGUGGUUCUGAGAAUCAGUAACGUUUCCUCUGAAGACAACCGUCUGAACCUGACCUGCGAAGCCCAGAACCGGGCCGGACCCAGCGAGGAGUCGGUACCCCUCGACAUCCUCUUCCCCCCGAAGAUCCUGGAGCUGGGCAACGCCGUGCCUCAGCAUCACUGGUGCUUCCCCUUCUCUGUGGAUGGGAACCCCACCCCUAACAUCAGCUGGCUGUACAACGGCUCCGAGCUGCAGGAGUCCAUGUACAUCUUCACCCAGGUGAUCCGAGACGCGAGCGACGGCUCCAAGACCCACGGCUGCCUGGCCUUCAACAAGCCCACCCACUUGAACAACGGAAACUACACCCUCGUCGUCAACAACAGCCUGGGCGGCGCCGCGGCGACCGCCUGCGGAAUGUUCAUGGACAACCCCUUCGACAACCCCGAGGGUCUCAUUCCAGAUCCUACAAGCAAACCGUCGGAAAGCGUGACUGAAAACCGGGAACACAAAAACUUUGGGGUUGCAGUGGCUGUGGGGCUGGCUGUGUUCGUCUGCACUUUCUUCAUCGUUAUUCUGGUGAUUGUCAACAAGUGUGGCCGGCAGUCCAAGUUCAGGAUCUCCCGUGGCGCUAUACUGGGAACAGAAGAGGACCUGGCCGUCUCGCUCCACUUCAUGAAUUUCGGGAUCAGUCCCCCCUCCUCUGCAGAGGCAGCCCUGGGCGGGGGGGUGUCAAGCUUCGUGGAGAACCCCCAGUACUUCUGCGGCAUCAUCAAAGACAAGGAUAUGUGUGUGCAGCACAUUAAGCGCCAGGACAUCGUGCUGAAGUGGGAGCUGGGAGAGGGAGCGUUCGGCAAAGUGUACCUGGCAGAGUGCACCAACCUGAGCAGCGAGCAGGACAAGAUACUGGUGGCAGUGAAGACCCUGAAGGACGCAGCCUGCGAGUCGACGCGUCAGGAUUUCCAGCGGGAGGCGGAGCUGCUGACCGUCCUGCAGCACGAGCACAUCGUGCGCUUCUACGGCGUGUGCACCGACGGGGACCCCCUCGUCAUGAUAACACUGCUAGAAUACAAUAUGAACUAGGAUGCCGUGUACAUGAGACACGGAGAACUAGGCUUCCUUUUGAGAGCUCACGGCCCGGAUGCUCGAAUCCUGGAUGAAGGGAAGACCCCCUUGCUUGGCCAGCUGACCCUGCCCCACAUGCUUCAGAUCGCCGGUCAGAUAGCCUCUGGGAUGGUUUACCUUGCCUCUCUGCACUUUGUGCACCGAGACCUGGCCACACGAAACUGCCUGGUCGGGGAGGAGCUGGUGGUGAAGAUUGGAGAUUUCGGCAUGUCCCGGGACAUUUACAGCACCGAUUACUACAGGGUCGGAGGUCGCACCAUGCUGCCCAUUCGCUGGAUGCCCCCGGAGAGCAUCUUGUACAGGAAGUUCACCACGGAGAGCGACGUCUGGAGCUUUGGGGUGCUGCUGUGGGAGAUUCUCACCUGCGGCAAGCAGCCCUGGUACCAGCUCUCCAACAACGAGGCGAUCGAAUGCAUCACACAGGGCAGGGAGCUGGAGAGACCCCGAACCUGCCCCCAAGAGAUCUACUUGAUCAUGCAGGGCUGCUGGCAGAGAGAGCCCCAGCAAAGACUGACCAUCAAGGAGAUUCACAACCGGCUCACUGCGCUGGUCAAGAGUCCCCCAGUGUACCUGGACAUCCUGCAGUAACUGGACAACUGGACAACUGGACUCAAACUAUCCACCCCUGAAACCCCCGAAUCCAGGAGGUGUAUUGGACUGCCCCCCUUGGCCCAACACCGUUUCCUCCAAUCAGGCAGGGCGGAAUAUUUGAGGCAGCCAGUGGUGGUCAGAGACAACAGAGACUGCAUUGCCUUGUGUGUGUGUGUGCGUGCGUGUAUGUGUGUGUGUCUGUGUGUGUGCAAUACAGCAGUGUGCGCAUGUAUUA
Messenger RNA from Polyodon spathula (Mississippi paddlefish), 2780 nucleotides. It is a transcript of the gene ntrk1, whose product is annotated as neurotrophic tyrosine kinase, receptor, type 1. The record is from RefSeq and is a predicted model, not a curated record. The transcript is spliced from 17 exons. Gene Ontology annotation, molecular function: neurotrophin binding; transmembrane receptor protein tyrosine kinase activity; neurotrophin receptor activity. Gene Ontology annotation, cellular component: plasma membrane; axon; signaling receptor complex. Gene Ontology annotation, biological process: protein phosphorylation; regulation of phosphatidylinositol 3-kinase/protein kinase B signal transduction; cell surface receptor protein tyrosine kinase signaling pathway. Lineage: Eukaryota; Metazoa; Chordata; Actinopteri; Acipenseriformes; Polyodontidae.